This is a messenger RNA of Colletes gigas, 9734 nucleotides long. RefSeq lists its product as uncharacterized. Gene Ontology annotation, cellular component: cytosol; nucleoplasm. Gene Ontology annotation, molecular function: protein binding. Gene Ontology annotation, biological process: actin crosslink formation; actin filament bundle assembly; positive regulation of actin filament polymerization. Bases 365 to 4294 code for a protein of 1309 amino acids. Lineage: Eukaryota; Metazoa; Arthropoda; Insecta; Hymenoptera; Colletidae. The transcript has 14 exons. The record is from RefSeq and is a predicted model, not a curated record.
CGGUCCGAUCGUGAAAAACAGCGACUCUCGCGAUCGUUUCGUGCGUUUAUUGUUAACCGAACGUCCAUUGUUUACGUGUGAGUUGUACGUGAAUACGAAAACAGCGUGUUUUCAUUAUUGGUGAUCGUAGUUUCAUCGAGUUGCAAAGAGUUUAUUUCGAACGUUCCGGCUCGGCCCAUCGGCUGACGUUCGGUCGAAACACAGAAGCGAAUCAGAAGGAAACGUGUAUUGGCUUCCGUUCUGAGACGGUCGACUUCGCGAAAGUGGAGCGACUACGUGAGAUCCGGUUUCGGAAGGACGGAAAAAUAUGAGCAUCUCGUAAAGUCGGUUAAAGUGCAGCUUUCAGACACCGAAGGGGUAUACCAUGGAAACCGAAGAACUCACUAGGCUCGUAGAUGAGAUCUACAAGAAUAUUCUGGACAAGUUCAACCCAGGAGCGAGGCAGCUGAUCAAUGCCGGGAAAGCAUAUUUGAAGGCCCUUCAUGGUGCCGCAGCCGCAUCCCGCGUCUACGUGGACGCAUUGUCUCGAUUAGCACGCCAGGCACAACUGGGGACAUGGGGUGGUUCCAAGGAUGUCGGAUUCGCGCUGAUGAGGAUCGUCGAGGUGUACAAGGAGAUCCAGGAGCAGGAAAUGAAUAUCCUGAAGGCGUUCUACGUCGACCUACUGGUUCCCCUCGAGACGAACCUGGAGAAAGACACCAAGGUCGUUCAGAGCGAACAGAAAAAGUUUCUUCAGCAGCACAAGACCAGGUCCGAAACGUACAGCAAAGCGGCAGCCACGAUGAAGAAGCAAAGGAAAAAGUCAAGGGGCGCCAGCAAGAGUGGACUCGCUAUGGACAAAGAGUUGAAGAACAUGCAGAUUCUCGAGGAAGAGAAGUCAAAGCUGGACGCCUUUUGCGAGCAGAGCUUGAAGAACGCGAUGACCCAGGAACGAAGAAGGUACGGCUUUGUUCUCGAGCGACAAUGCUCCUUGGCGAAACAUUAUGCGAGUUUCCAUGAGGUCGCGUUAGCUGCUCUUCAUCCCUCGAUUGAUAAGUGGCGCGAGGUAGCUGCUACCAGGGAAUACUUACCCCAAUCCGUGGAAGAUAUGUUCGCCUCCAGACUUAGGCAAGUUUCAUUUUGGCCCGAGGACGAAGAAAAUGGCGGAUCGGAGCUUACGAUGAGCUCGCAACUGAGGAAGACCAGAAGCAUGGAUAGCUCUUGCUUGGAGCUUCGACCUGGACCGCCUUCCGGAAACAUGUCGAGCACCACUUAUCAAGGUCCAUCCUCGCACCUAUCAACUGUUCUGUCUAGAGCAAGGUCGGAGGCCAACCUCCACGCUUCGACGUUAUCUUUAGAUCCGGAGGUUCCAGAAACCCCACCAAGGCCGAGGUCCAUGGCGCCUCCAGUAUCACGCAGCAGCGGCAGCGGGGGCGGGGGUGGCAGUGGUACAGGGGUGAGUUGGGGGGAUACAUCCCUCGCGAGGGCUCUCUUUGCCUAUUUGAGCUCCGGGGAAAAUCAGCUGAGUUUCCUGGAGGGCGAUCACAUCGCGCUGAUGGGAGAUCGCCAAAAGGGCUGGCAGUUUGGGGAGAAUCUCCGCACACAGAGCACCGGUUGGUUCCCGCUGGCGUAUACAGAAAUUAUUCUCGACGAUACUCUUGGAUCGCCGAGUCACGGAACAAAUAAUGGUCGUGCUACGGAGCCGCAGGCAGUUCCACCCUGCAAGCCGCCACCCUCUCGGCCACCAGUGACACCUAGCAGCAUGGACGAAGUGUCGAGUGGUUUCCACGGAGUAGGGAACAACAGUGUCAACAACAACAGCGGUACACCUACUAAUGUACCGAACAGUAACAGUUCUCACAAUCUGGCAACACCCACUGCGCGUCAAUCUAAACCGAUCCGUCCAUCGGGCACGCUGCCGACCGUUUUGGCCGGUGGCCGCAGGAUACAGCCACCUGCUCCGCCAGUUCCGCCACCUCAAGUUGUGACGUCCCUUCACAGCAGCAACGACAGUGGUUUCUCAAACGAGCCCCCGGCUCAGCCUGAUAUCGACUACAGCGACGACGAGGCCAUGAGACAACGCCGAAGAAAGCCACGCGCCGAUAGAAUAGCCGAGGCAGCGAAGCAGCAGCAGCACCAGCAACAGAAGGACGAGAAAUCCGCCGCCAAGGACUGGGAGAACGACUCCUGGAAGACGAUACCCAGGGACGAGAAGAGCUGGCACCUUUACAGAACCGCGAUGGACCUGUGGGCGGAAUCGAACGCGAACCAGAGCAACGAGAACGGCGAGACCAGGUACGCGCCGAAUCGCCAUUACGACAGUCAGGAUCGCAAGAACGAGAGGGAUUAUUCCGAACGGAAGAACGACAGGGACUACUCGGACCGCGGUACCAUGGAGAACGGACCUACGCGAAAGUCCGUGAAGAAACCGCCGGAGAAGCCGCAGAAGAACGAGUACGAUAAUCGAAGCCGUGGGAAUUCGAAUCGCAAGAGCAAGGGUAUGAACAACGAGGAGCAGUCGAGGAACUCGUCCAGGAGGAACAACGAGCAGGCUGAGCAGGAUCGUCGCGAGGCGAAGAGGGCGAAGGAGCACGUGGAGACCGAGGAGGACGAGAUCGAGCUGGAGGACGAGGAGGAGGACACCUACAGCGCAAGGAUGGAUUACCAGAAGUACGAGGGAAAGAAGUAUUACGGUGAUAGAUCCGACGGACAGGAGCGCAAUUCCAGGCGCGGUUAUCGUCCGGUGGAGCAGGAGGAGCCGAAAUACGAGAACGAGAAGACCUCGUCCGCCUCGUCGUCGGGCACGGACGACGAGAGCACCAUCACCAUUCCGGAAACUGGCAGGAAAGUGGAGCACAUCGCGCAGAAGUUGGAGCAAACCGCCCAGAAAUACGCCAGGGAGCACAGCCCGCCGAAAUUCAUCGAGCGCAGGAACGAGUACAGGAGCCUCGAGCGCAGGGAGGAGAAACAACCGCCCCCGCCGUACGAGAGAUACAACGAUUGCGAGAGGAACCGGGGACCGCAGAGGUUCGAGCGCGAGAGGGAUCGUUACUUCGAGAAAUCGCCACCCACGUCGCAGAAGACCUCCACUUAUGAGAGAGAGAGAACGUUCGAGAAGAACCCGGACAGGAACAGGAACAUCGAACGAGCGUCGAGUCGUCGGUUCGAGCGACCGAGACCGCCGUCGGAGGAAGCCCCUGAGAGACCCACGGAGCCCAGAAACUCGUACAGGGAGCGUAGGUACUCCGACAAGGAGGAGGCGAUCUAUGGAGAGACCAGGUUCGUUCGCGAGGUGUCCGUGGACAAGGAGCGCGGUUACGAGUCGAACUUCGAGACGAAGCUGGAGAGAACGAAGGUGAUCGAGAGGCAUGGUUACCAGAACGUCGACCAGGGAAAUCUACAGAAGUUCCAGAGGAACGGGCCCCAAAGUCUGGAGAAGAACGACACGAACAAUAACACGCUGAAGGAUGAGAACAGGAAACCGUUGCUGCCUAGGCAGACCACCGCGGUUGGACACUUGAUACAAACUGGCCGAGCUUUCGAUGUUGAUUCGAAGAGUCCCAAGCUGGUGAAGAGGACGAAAUCUUUUUGGAGGUUUAGGAGAGACUCCGACGUGUUGGAGGGCAUGGCGCUCUGGCAGCACAGAUCUUUGGUCGAUAUACCGAAGAUGAUAAAGAAGGAAGUGAAGGAUGGGAACACGAGUACGGAGGAGAUCAAGAAACAGAGUCCAGAGGGCAGUCCCACGUCUCGACAGAGUUUCGAGACGAGGACCAGCGACGUGACCAUCACCAACGAGACCCGCCAGGACGAACCCAAGCCCGCGGAGAGGAUCCACGUGCCGGAUAAGUCUGAUUAUUUCGAGGACUUCCCCACUCCGGCUGAGAGGCCCAAGGCUGUCGAGAGGUCGGAGUAUAGGAUGCACCAGGAGGAGAGGUCCUAUUUUAUGGGGAACGUUUCGCGGAAAGCCAUCAUCGAGAAGGAGCGAAAGCGUAGCUUGGAGGCCAAACGGAACCUCAUCGUGGCCGAGCUGAAGGAGAACAACGAGGCCAAGAGACACGAGAGGAGGAAAAAGUACACGGACGACGAGGACGGCUUGACACAGAACUUCAGCGAGACGGAGGCGUCCGACGAGGAGUCCACGUACAGCUGCAUCGUGGUCAAGGACCAGUCGGUGUCUGAGAAAACUCUGCUCCCCAGGACCAAGCUUCGAAGGGACUCUGAUCGCGAAAGGGACAAGAACACGUGCGGACCUUGGUACGAUCUCUGGGGAGUGGAUGCGUCGGUGAACAAGAAGAAGAAGAAGAAACAGCAGUAAAUCUAUUAAAAACUAUCUUGUAUUUUCCGUUUUUCGUCCAUUCCAGUGUCGCUGUUUUGGGGCUCUUUUUGUUUUUUUUUUUUAUCGAACAGAAUCAAAGAGCUGGUCAAACCGAAGCUGAGACAAUCGAAACGCGUGCCGUUUUAUGAUUUCGUCCUCAUGAUUUUGUUCGUUUUUACAUUCCAAUUUGAUCGCCAUUGCCCACCCAUUGCGAUUCGUAUCAUCGAACGACCCGUCCGCCAGUCUUUCACCGUAGCUCUUCCCAUUGCUUUCUUUGGAGUGUCCACACGCCUGUCUUACUUUGCAUAGUUAACGUUUGCGCUUUCGUCGACGCUAGCUCGGAAUCAAAUCGACGUGUUGACGUUAAGCGAGCGCAUGGAGUGAAUCGAAACGCGAGUCGACGAGCGGUUUGUAUCGCGACAGAGAAAACAACGUUAUGGAUGGUGAUUCAAUCAUAACUCUUGUUGGAUCUGUCGUCACAGGAUACUGUUGUAAUUCGUUGGCACUCUAUUGCUCCCAUAAAGUGGCACGUACAAUAAUUCUUGAUAGAAUGUCGUAGUUGUUUCUCUUGAUAUAUUUGUUCCCGUCUGUUGACAGAUUUUAUUGGCAACCAUUUUGCACGAUUACGUAUCAAAACUGUUCGACGUUUCUCCGCGCGUUGGAUCGGAGAAAUUUACGUGUUUAAAAAUAAAGUCUUUCGAAGGAAUAACGAACCGAUGCGGAAUUAAACAAAUUUCGCGCACCAACGAUUUAAAUUAACGUGUAAUUUCCUACGAAUUCUGUCUGCCAAUCGCCAACGAAUGCGUAAAUAAUCACAUGCAGUCACGUCGUUCAAGAACGACCGUGCGAAACCUGUUUUUCCGUUAACGAUCCAAAUACGAGAUUUAAUCUGCAAACAUUCACUUCUUAAUCGUGUAAAUUGGUUUCCGGUGUUGUUUGUUUGAAUUUAAAUGUUGCACGUAGGUGUCGUGGAAAGUUCAAUUCCCCGUUCCCACGGUAUUUUAUAUACAAUACGCAGUUUAUCGGUACGCGUUUGAUAUUUGAGAAUACAUUUUUGGUUAUAAUUAAAUCGCGGUUCCCGUAUUUUUGUUCAUAUUUUUUUUUUUUGUCCACAACGCUACAUCGUUAAAUCGUUUCACACGUAUUUAAUUGUUUUGUUUACUUCUACGCAGCUCGAGAAUUAAUUUCAGCGAUCGCGAAUAUUUUGUUUUCGUAAGGUACACAGAGCAAUUUACUUGUUUUAUUUGUAACCGUUACACUUUCAUGUUCACGUUUUAUUACGGUGUGUGUGAUGCAAGUUUAUAAUAGCAGGUUCGUAGACGUUCGUUUCGUACACAUUCCACUGGUUUCUUUUGCGAGUUUUGCGUAGUGCUGUACAAAGUAAUAGAGUAAUUUUUCUACUCCACGUUUAGAAAAGAAGCGUCAGUUUAAAGUAGGGCUGGGACUGUUCGAACAGAUUAUUCGAAUUGUAUUUGAUCAGUGUACAAAAUAUUCAAAUAGUAUUUAACUUAUAUUUUCAAUGACUAGUCUCAGCUCUAAUUUAAAGUCGUUACGAAGACUUAGUAGAAGUUGUUUUGUAAUAAUUCAAGAUGCUGUCCGAUUACUGAAUCAUCUUCUUAAUUUUUAAUAAGAAGAAGAGAAAAUUUAUUCAGAAAAUAAAUUUAUUUAUUCUCUUGAAACGCUUGAAUUGUUACACUGUAACUGCAGAAUAUUUCGAAACGAUGCAGUUGGUUAAUUAAUCGAAAUUCCAGUUCCGUUCGGUGUAUUAAAUUCCCCUCACCGUUACGUUCUUCUAGGACAAACAUAUUCGCAACAGUAAAGCUGCGCAAAACGAAGACGAACGAUCGCUCAGCGCCGGCGUUGUCAUGAGAUAAGCUCUUCAUCUAGAUUACUUUCCUCGUGUGAUGUUAGAUGUACCGACAAAGAGGGUGUCUCUCAGUUCGAGAGACAACAGUUCCUUUCAUGCAAAAGCUUCUGAAGCGAGUGCUUCAGGGAUCUUCUUCACACGGCGCGGGUGUCCGUCCAACGAACACAUCUGACUUUAAUCCUCUAUGACUAUUCUGCCCAAAGAGCCUACACACAGAUUCGAGUACUCGGCGCGAUCGAAGUCUGCAUCAUUCCGAGAAUUCUGAUGCAUCCGCGAAAGAACCUUUUAGAUGACGUAACGCGAACUUUUAGGGACCAUUUUGCGAUCAAUGGCUAUACGAUACGUCUCGCGAUUAUAUCCGACUUUUGUCACAUUUCUUAGUCAUAGAGGAUUGAAGUAUAGUCCUCGAACCGAAGAACCAUAAACUUGUCUGCUUCGUCCAGGUAAGACAUUCGUAAAACACUUCCUCUGUACUUUAUUUUUGUCGAUCGUUUCUUUCCAAAAUUAUUAUUAUUUUCUGCUCUCGAACGGUUCUACUUUGUUUUAUCUUGGGAAUUAUUUCGCUUCAUUUGUAGUUAAUUUUCGUUACUUCGAAGCAAUCUUAAGGUCAAUAACAUUAGCAGAACGUAUGUUAUCUUCCACGAUAGUUUCCCCUGUAAUUUCCUUUGCACAACGCGCCCAGGAUUACUUUGUUUCGCAGACUUUUAGCUAAUUCCUUCUGUUUUUUCCUACGCCUAUUACAGACGUUUUCUUUCCUGUUUACUUUUUAAGUUAUAAAAUUUAUUAACACGUUAGCCACGUCAUUCGCCGAGGAAUGAUAUUUUCUGUAUCUGUAUCAAAUAAUAAUUUUUAUUCUCCACAACUGCGACUGUUCGAAGAGAUCAUUCGAUCGUUCGCAUCUAUUCCUCUCGGUUUUAUUUCCCACCCCGUCGACGGUCGGUCUACGAACGAUCAACACGCGACUAUUCGUUAUUUUUAUCCAUCGAUACACCCUCGUACGGCCGUUUAUUUCCGUGCAAGUUAAUCCCCGACGUCGUUUCUUCUUUGACGACACCGUGUCGCGUCGAAACUUUCAUUCGUGACGUCGUAAAGCUGUUUUACAUUCUCGUUCGCGGGUUAACGCUCGUUGAAUUUCACUUGUCACCUUUCUUCGUGUUUACGUGUCGCGAGAUAUUUUCCUAGGCGACCGUCGACUCGUUCGACCGUGAAAAGUAAACCUAGGCGAGAGUGGGGGAAGCCUGGAUCUUUCCUUGCUCGUCGUGUGGCUCAGAUAACGUUAUCCGCCUAUCGAGGAUAGGCUCGUUUCGAGUUCCGCGAGUUUCGCUAACUCUCCGUCCGGUUCCAAGCCAACGACACGGUUCGUUUUUAUUCGUACUUCCGUAUUUUCCGGUAACACUGUACCGAAGAGCUGGAGGGAAUGGAUGGGAUUCAGAUUUGGCGAUCAGAAGUUCGAGGAAAUAUUUCAGUGUUGGUGAGUACUUCGUCUGUUAUCAAAACUCAGUCCAUGUACGAAUUUAAUACUCGAUUGUAUUUUUACGGAAUGGUAGAUCACAGAUCCGUUUUGCUAGGUAAAUAAUAUUAGGUGUAAUAAUGGAUUGAAAGACAAUUGACAUUUAAAUUAUUUGAUUUAACAUGAGAAAAAGAUGUCUGUACGUGUUAUUGUUAUUUGUUAUAAAAUGAAUGUCAUGUGAUUAUCUAUAACACUCUUGAUUUAGUUCAUGAACGAUAAAUUUUAGUACUCGUCUCGCAAGAUAUUACGUGUCGUCAUAAUAAGAACACGAACCGUAUUAGGUAGCAUUACCUUAAUAAAUCAUAGGGGCAUAAGGUAUCUUCCUCCUAUUCCAUCUCCAUUAAUUUCGUUGUCAUUCUGGUAGCCCUAAAAAAUCUUAGAUCCGUCCUUGGGAAGCAAUUUGAAAUUUUGCUUACUCCCUUCUUCGUAUUCCAUAUUCAUCUUGACAUCCAUUUCUCAUAAACUUGUUCUUCUUGUAAUCUUCCUCUUCGAGUUUCACGAUAUUAUAAUAUGGUCUUUAUCCUUCUCCUCGCCUUGUCUCCAGAGUUUCGUGAAACUCUAAACACUGGGUCUCCGUCCUAUAUCAAAUUUUAACAAUAUUGUCAUGUUUAGGGAUCUGUUGUCUAUCGUUCUACGAAAAUAGCUUUAAAUCUGAAGGGACAUUCUCUGCAGCUUCUCGUGGUGCAAUUGUAUGCGUUUUUGAUUCCGUUGAAUGCGAACGCGAAAGGUCGAGUAGUCGCGGCGAACAGUUCGACGAGAAAAUGAUGAAAAAUGGGAUCGAAAGGGCUCCCAUCGGCGAAGUACGAUAGUCGUGAAACAUCGAUCAACCCCCUUAAGCAGUUAGAUCAAAUAGACGCUCCGGCAAUGGGAAACUCGAGCGACAAUUAAUUCCACGGUAAUCCCCAGGCGUCGCGAGACGCGCGAUUGUAAAUAUUAAUUCGUAACUCCUUGAACACACGUAUUACCGUUCUUCCACUUUGACAUGUAUUGUUAGACACCGACACGUGUACUCAGAGAGCGUACAGGUAGGGCUGGGAUCUCCAAAAGAGCCAAUCGGAACGCGCCUGAGAAAAUAAACCAUUCCAGGGAAUGAACAUUUCUUUCCGGACCUCUGCGUUUAUUAUUACCGAUAUUAUUAACACUUUUUCAUUGUUUCUCAUUGAUUAACACUGCCACGUCAUACGUAUACAUAUAUGCAACACUAAUGUUUGGUUCAUCGUAGCCUAAUUUUUCUUUUAACGUCAUGUAACAACGCAACGGGUAAAAGUAUCGCCUGUGCGGAGAGUUUCGUUUAAAUGUUAUCAUUAUUAAACGUCUUUCUUACGCAUAUACGAAAGCACGUGCAUCAAUAUACAUACAAGACGAAUAAUAUAACUAGAAUAUGUAUGUGUGCAAGAAGCGUGAUACGGCUGAGAAUGCUAUCAUAAACGUAACCUUAAGUAAAGUUAAAAGUGUAUAUUGCGAAGAGACUUUGGAAACUGUCGUGCGGCCUGCUUCACUGCCAGCAUGUUGAUUAUCGAUCUUUCACGAAAGAGACGCGUUUACAUGGCUGUAUUGUCGUCACGGGAAUAGAUCCAUCGAGACAUGAAAUUUGUCGAGGUUUCUAUUUUUAUCCGGAAGACGAUUUUUAGCCCUUUUGGGCGUAAGUAAUUGCUCUUGUAAUUUUCCUUGCACGGGAUGGGCAAUUCCUUUGCUCGUUUUGGUGAUCCCCCGAUGUAAAUUACAUAGCUUCGGAAGGAAAUUACGAAAAUAGUAAAAAAAACAAAAAAAAACAAAAAUAAUAAUAAAAGGUUUAGGGCAAUUUCUUUUGUAACAGCGUUAGAUAAGCGAUGAGCAUACAGGCGAGUCCAGAAAAGAUGAUGUUAAUAUACUAUAAGUAUACAUAUUAUAUUGGUGAGUGUACCGGAAGUUGAGGUAAAUGUAACGAAGCCAGCUCGUUCCGCGAUGGAAGUUCUUUCGCGAGCGUAUUUUUCGUCAGUGGAACGAGACGGAUUCGACUGCCGCUUCCGGUGACUCUUUGUGGGUAGUAUAGGGAAAAAUGAAAUGAUGAAAUUGUUGUAAUA